Messenger RNA from Monoraphidium neglectum, 960 nucleotides. RefSeq names its product lysyl-tRNA synthetase. Gene Ontology annotation, cellular component: cytosol. Lineage: Eukaryota; Viridiplantae; Chlorophyta; Chlorophyceae; Sphaeropleales; Selenastraceae. The transcript is spliced from 6 exons. Gene Ontology annotation, biological process: lysyl-tRNA aminoacylation. The record is from RefSeq and is a predicted model, not a curated record. Bases 1 to 960 code for a protein of 319 amino acids. Gene Ontology annotation, molecular function: ATP binding; lysine-tRNA ligase activity; tRNA binding.
AUGAUGUCACGGCUACCUGUGCGGCAGCUGGUUCGCCAAGCAAGGGCGGCCGGCUGGUCCCGGCCGCCGCUUGGUGUGCGCGCCGCAGCUGCUUCUGCAGAGCAGCAGGACGCCGCUGCAGAGCAGCAGCAGCCGCAGCAGCAGCCGCAGCAGCAGCCGGCGAAGCAGCAGCAGAAGGGUGGCGGCAAAAAGCAGAAGGGGGGCGGCAAGCAGCAGCAGCAGGACAAGGCGGCAAACACGUCGAGCGCCGAGGAGAUUCGCGCACUGCGCAUACAGAAGGCAAAGGAGUUGCGGGAGGGAGGCCAGGAGCCGUACGCGUACCGCUUUGACAGGACCCACUACACCGAGCAGCUGCAGCAGCAGUACGAGGCAUUGGCGCCAGGCGAGGAGGACCCCGCCGCCGACGUCGCCGUCGCCGGCCGCGUCGUCGCGCGCCGCGUGAUGGGCAAGCUGGCGUUCCUGUCGGUCCGCGACGACCGCGGCAGCGUGCAGCUGUACGUGGACCGCGCGCGGCUGGAGGAGGCGCAGCCGGGGGGGUUUGACACCCUGAAGAACCAGAUCGAUGUCGGGGACAUCGUGGGCGCCAGGGGCGGGGUGAAGCGCACGGAAAAGGGGGAGCUGUCGGUGGUGGCGCGCAGCCUGGAGGUGGGCGGCGCGCUGGUUGGGGGCUGGCAACGCGGGGAGGCGGGGGAAUACUACAGGGGGCCACCGCCAUGCGUGCCGCCCGCAGAGCAGCUGAUGCGGCUUCUGGCGCCGGCGCCUGUCCUGACCAAGGCGCUGCUGCCGCUGCCCGACAAGUGGCACGGCCUGGCGGACGUCGAGAAGCGCUACAGGCAGCGCUACCUGGACCUGAUUGUGAGCGAGGAGACGCGGGCCACGUUCCGCGCGCGCAGCCGCAUCGUGUCCACCAUACGGCGCCACCUCGAGGAGAGGGACUUCCUGGAGUGUGAUUGUGUGUGA